AUGUCGAUGACGACAUUUGUGACGUCUGAGCUGAUUUUCGCUCUGCUUAUGUUAUUGGCAUUUGUACAACGAAUAGAACCCUACAAGGUGAGCAAUUGGCUCAAUGAAGAGAAUGCCAAAGUGGCAGAGGAAACGCCUCAGACCGCAGAUGGUAGAAAUCCUAGUCAUUAUUACAGAGAUGUUUUGACUUUACGUUACAAGCGUAGGCCUUUUUUAUCAUCACCUGCAGCAGCAUCAGCAGCUGUGGCAGCAGCAGUAGCUCCUUUAUCAUCCUCAUCAUCGGUUGCAGGCUCUUUUGAUUUGGCCAGUUUCAAUCAUCAAUUAAGUCUACCAUCAGUGCCAUUGCCGCCACCGCCACCCUUUCCGGGCAAUUUUAAUGCCUUCUCACCUUUCGGUUCAUCAUCAUCAUCCUCGUCGGCAACUUCCUCAUCAGGUUCUGGUUCAUCCGGCCUGGAGACCAAACCCUUAAAUGCCUUCGCCUUUAAGCCACAAACCCAUUCGUCAUCGCCUGCCUCCACCCUGGCGGCCCACAAUUGUGGUGGAGUACUGAAGGCUCGCCAUGGCAUCAUUCACACACCCAAUUUCCCACACAAAUUUGCCACCCCCAUUGAAUGCGUUUGGGUAAUUGAUGCCUCCGAAUUAAUGCCACACCACAAUGGACUCAACACCUCCAUAGUGGUCUACUUGACCCAGUUGUAUGUGCUGGGUGGUCUCAAGUUCACCGAGUACAUGUACUAUUCGGAUGAUUAUAAGGUGCCGGCGCAUCGUGUCUUCACUCUCACCGAGGACGAUGUCACGCAGGUGGCUUGGAUUCAAUUCAAUUCUCAGUACCUGGAGAUACGCUUCCACAUGACUACCCUGGAUGGGACACAUUUGCGUGCCCUAGAUCGCCUGCUGGAUGUCUAUGGUUUCAACAUCACCUAUGAGGUGGAGCCGGUGAAGUCGUAUCAGUGCAAUACAUUGCAGUGCCGUUUUCUGGGACAUUGCUAUGCCAAGGAGGACUAUAGCUCGUAUUACUGUUCCUGUUUCCCCGGCUUCAGUGGUCAGGAUUGUGGCCGUGGCCCAUUGUGUGAAGAUCCUCAUACAAAUAUUUGCCAAAAUGGUGGCACAUGCAAGCAUAUUGGAGAUGCUGCCAUAACCUGCCAUUGUCCGAGCGGAUUUAAGGGAACCAAAUGUGAAAUACCCGAUAUAAGUGCAGUAACAAUGGGCUGUACUUCGGACUCCUCGGCCCUGGAUUGUCAUCGUGAAUGUGAUUUUGAAAAUUCCAAAGACCUGGGACUAUCCUUGUUAAAGACCAGCAGAACUUCAGCUCGUUCGGGAAAGACACGCUAUGAGGUGACCAUAAGAUUGGGCGCCAAUUUAACUGCCUUCUAUCGAAACAUCGACCAUGAGCAGCAACAUAAAAGCAAAGAACAAUUGCCCUCAACACUGGAAAGACAUCUAUCCCGUGUUUUGCGUAACUUCAACAUUACCAAAAUCAGCGAUUUGGAAUUAAUAUCGAAUAGUACAGACCGUCUCGAUAUCACAUUUCAUUUCUUUGGCGUCAAAGGAGAUUCAAAUCGGAUAAGAGAGGCUAUUACACGAAUGGUGGAAAGAGGACGCAUUGGCAAUAUAACCUUGGUGUCGAACUAUCAUUUGUUUGAUGAGAAUCCACCUUUGAAUUUAAUGGAUUUAUCUGUCAAUCAAAAGCAAAUUAUACGCGAAGAUAGUCAAUUUAUUUUGUCAUGCACUGCUCAAGGAUCGGCACGUAUGCAAUUUCAAUGGUAUAAGGAUGGGAUUGUUGUUAAUGCCACCAAAGCAACCAGGGAAAUAUGGACUACUGUUUUACCACCAGAAUCCAAAGAUGUGUUCACUGCCAUAUUGGGAAUUUCAAAAGCAAAUCGUUUGGAUGAAGGAAUUUAUACAUGCAAAGAAUUGAUAGAGACCUCCGGGCCCAGUGCCGAGAAAGAGAAGGAGGUAAGAAGUAUAGCGUUAGACUGUACCCCAGCGGAGAACAACGCGGAGACAUGCGAGAACAGCACCAGUUCUCCUAGACAAGAGUUCAUCUUGAAGAUGCGACUUUCGGAGGAGGAGGCGCUUGAAAAGUGCAAGAAAGUCCUUCGCCAGAUGCGACUAGCUAUAGGAAGGCAGAAGAACAUUAGCAGGGAUGUCCAAAAUGGUGUGUCUGAGAUAGAGGAAAUCUUGGACAUUAUUGGGAGCUACCGCAAAAACUGGAAGGCCGCGGAGAAGCAGAAACAGCAAAGCAGGCCAAUAAUAGCGGAGACUCCCACGACAUCAACCAACAUGUCGACGCCUUCUACGGCGCAAAACAAGAGGAGCGCGCCGAGUCCAGUCGAAGAAAAUCCUGGCAAAAAGAAGAAGGAUAAAGCUGUAGAGGUGAGACCACCGGCGAAAACAGCCGGAAAGAGGAAGCCCGACAAAGAGGCUGAGAAGAAGAAGCCCGAAGAAGAGGCAAGAACGUCAAGGAGGAACCCGCGGCGAAAACCGCGCGCUCGGAGACCACGGAAACCCAGGCAGCGACCAGAGGCCGUGUUAAUCAAGCCGAAGGAGGGGCAUAGUUACGCGGACGUGCUCAGGGACCUCAGGCGAAACGCGAAACCGGAGGAAGCCGAGGUCGCCAUCCGCUCCGUCCAGAAAACGAGAACGGGUGCAGUUCUUCUCGUGAUGGGCAGAGGAGGAAACAAGGAGGUGUUCUGCGAGUCCCUCAAAGGCGUCCUUAAGGAGGCUGCAGUCGUGCAGGACAUGAAACCGAAGGCGACAAUUGAGAUCCGUGACUUGGACUCCCUCUCGACCGCCGACGAGAUCACUGAAGCAGUGAUCAAGGCAACGGGAACGACAGCUGGAGAAAUAGUCGCAGAACAACGUGCUGACAUCGUGAUUAUAAGCGAGCAAUAUGGAAGGAGAGAUCAAGGGUCCUGGCUGGAGGAUCCCACAAAAACAGCUGCUAUCUGGAUCCCAUACCGCAAUGGCAUCUCACCAGUAAAGAGCGGAAGUGGAGACGGUUACGUCUGGGUGCAGUUAAACCACUUUACGCUGUUUAGCUGCUACCUCACUCCUAGUGACAGCAUCGACGCCUACGAGGCAAAACUCGAUGAGAUCGAGGACACAAUGCGUGGAUUAGACGGCCAUCACGUAGUAGCUGGCGAUUUCAACUCUCGAGCGGUGGAAUGGGGCAUGCCAACAACCAACCCAAGAGGGAGACGAGUUCUAGACAUGGCCGCAAGAACCGGUUUACUCGUUGUAAACACUGGAGACGUGCCAACCUUUAGGCGACCCGGCUGCGAAGGCACUAUACCGGACAUCACCCUUGCGUCCGAGGAAAUCAUCGGAAAAAUAACAGAGUGGAGCGUACUGGAAACUUACACGGCAAGCGAUCACCAGUACAUUAUGUUCUCCUUCAAUACUGGAGGGAACACAGUUAACGAGGAAAGGAGCACCAGUACACGAAAGUGGAACGUGAGCAAGCUCGACUCCUCAAAACUCCUGGCGGAAAUCGACCGGCAAGCCGUGUGGUCAGAGCUGGAUGAACUAGACGUCCCGUCGACAGUGGAACGGGUGAUGGAAAUCAUAGAGUACGGAUGUAAGAAAUCCAUGCCAAAACUCAAAAGGCCGAGGGGAAAUAAAACCGCAGUGCACUGGUGGAAUGAUGCCAUAGCUGAGCAACGAAGCAACUGCAUCAAACUAAGACGCAGAUACACGAGAGCUCGUCGCAGGGGCACGGCUGAGACAGAACACGCUCUUUACAAGGAGCAAAUUAAAAAGUUACAACUUUUAACGCAAUCAGCAGCAUUGAACCGUGAAACUAUAGCAGCAUCACAAUUAGCAACAUCAACAUCCACAGGAAGCGUAACACAAGCACAGGCUGCCUCUUCUUCCUCAUCUUCAUCUGUUUCUUCUUCGUCGUCGUCGUCGUCUUCCUCAUCAUUGCCAUCAUCUGGUUCCAUUAUAACUUUGACACAGCCAUCCAGAAUAGAUGCCAUUGAAGAUGGCGGCACUUCGAAGACCAUGGCCAGCAAUGCGGGUGCAUCUGUUGCAGCAACAUCAUCCAUUGCAGCUAGCGGAAGUAACCGACAACAAACUUUGUUGAAAACUGACAUUUCACAGUCUGCCAGUAAUGGACCGGCUGUCAAUGCCAUGGAUGCUGGCACCGUAGUUGCUGGUGCUGGCUCCAACAGCAUUCUUACCGUUGACGAAGACUCUCUCUCAUUGGAUCGUCUCAACUCGUUGCGCAUCUAUAUGACGUCCAUAAAAACUUUACCCUUCAAUCUACGCAUAUAUGGUGAUGAUUUGUUUUCGGAUCAGCUAUACAUGGACAUUGGACUAUCGAAUCGUUUGCUCAACAUUAUGACCAAUAAUACAAUUUUCGCCUCAGUCAUAUCGUAUAAAAAUCUGAAAAGUUUUCUACCCAAGACCUACUACACACGUGGAAGUGAUCCCAAGGAAUCUGAUUACAUUUUGGCUUCGCGCAUCAUACAAACAUGGCUCUUUCAAUCGAAUCGUUCUAAUGAUAAUUUACGCGAACCUCUGGACUUACCCUUCGAACAUGGACAUGUGGAGAUAAUAUUCCAACAUGAAAGGGCACCCAAGGACAGUGAUUGGAUAGCGGUGUGUGGGCAUGACUAUAAAGCCUCCUUUGAAAGCAGUUGGCGUUCGGAUUUAUGCAUUACCAAGAAUCUAAUGGAGAAUAUAACGCGUUGUAUAUGCCCCGUUUCGGGCACUUAUGUUGUGAUGCUAACCAAGCGUAAUAAUCAUUCCCAUCAUUUGGCCACACCACCCCGUCCCAUGUUUGUCAUUGUCAGCUGCGUCUGCUGUUUGCUGCAAUCAUGCUCUGCCUUCAUUAUCUUGUUGCCAAUUUGGUUUAAUCGUCAGUGUGCCAUAACAUUUUUGAAAAUGCAAUUUUGCAUUUCAACUUCCAGCAUAAUGGUCAUAUUUUUGCUGGGAUUUUUGAAAAUGCUGCCCGUGGGUUUUACCAUACUCUGCUGUUUUGUGAUAAAGCCUGAAUCUCCUUUGCGGCCACACAGAGGAAAUAUGGGCCGAUACUCAUCGAGUGAUAAUCUGAAAAAGAAACUCAGUUCCAGUAAAACAAGUCUAGAUGAUAACUACUGUACAGGGACCAUAAAUGCGCCAAUUAGUUUUUACACCAAUCAUGAAAAGGAGUCGGAAUUGAGUAGCUCUGCACCACCGCUGAUGCAUAAAACGCCACCAUCACCGGCACGUCGACAACAGUUGGAAAUGAGUGCUGCAACAUGUCAAAUGCCGGGCUUAACCAUAAUCUCUACAGCUCCACGCUGUCAAAUGUUGCCCUUGUUGGCAGGUGGGGGUAGUUCAGCAGCAUCACAACAAGAGCAACAUCAUCACGUGGCAAGUGUGGAAACAUUUAUUGGGCCACCACCACCACCAUCAGCAGCAGCAGUAGUAGGCGUUAACAACCACACCACUGCUUCCAGCUCCCUCAGCAGUGGUGGCACAUUGGAGCGUAAAGCUGCCUCAAAACAUAUGACAUGCUUGCAACAGCAGCAACAUUCACAAGCCAACAAUUUGCCAUCGUCAGCAAGUGCUGGAGUGUCGACGGUUACAUCAAUAACAUCGCCAGCCACGAGAUGCUGCAACAUUCUAGCGGGUACUGGUGCGGGCGGCCUAGGGUUGCUUGGUGCUAAUAGUGGAAAUAUUUUACAACAGCCACAACAUCAUAGUGUUGGUAUGCCACAAGUUGUUACUGGCAGCUCCAUGGGUUAUUAUGAUGCAUAUGGGACAACAUCGAUGAAUAUGCCGCUGCCACAACCACCGCCACCUUCAGCGUUAAAUAUGUCCCUAACAGGGAGCUUAAGUCGCAGGAGUCAUUUGUCCGCAGCACAUGCUCAACAACAAAUGCUGCAGCAGCCGGCCAACAGCAAUAGUGAUUACAUUGGAGUAGAAACACUGGACAUAUUACAGGGAGUUGCUCCGGACACCAUCAUUGGCAUACGCUCCAAUGCCAAUACAAUGACCAUGUGUCCUUCAUCGGUGGCCUCAUAUCAUCAUCAGGGUGUUCAUCAUGCGGGGGCGUACAUUAGUAGUACUGCAUCACAAAUGUUACCACCUGGUGCCACCAUUGUAUCCAUAAGUGGCCUAACAAAUGUACCACCUCCCCCCUCCUCCAUAGUAGCCAUGGUUCCGGCAGUGGCUCUAUCAUCAUGUAAUUAUACAAUGGCACCACCGGCAACAAUAGUCACUACCACCUCAGUGACCACACAAACACCGAAGACACAGAAACGUGUUACCAUCAUGGAACCCACCACACAUACCUUUGAUCCAAUGUUGCCCACCAUGGUGGCAGUCAUGCAGGGUACCAAUAGCACAUCCGUGUCAGCUGUCAACUCAGCAGCAGCAACCACUAAUUCAAUAGCAGCGACUACAGGUUGCCAAACUGCAACUCCCAUACCCAUAAUAAAUGUUAAUAAUAGCGCCAGCAGCGCCAGUGAAGAUAAUAAAAAGUCUGGCAACACUAAUAAAGACGAAGAAGAAGAAGAGGAAAAUGCUGGAGCCAUGUUGGAUCGUAUAACUCAUGAUUUAAACUAUCUGCUAAAUGGUGCUGAAGAUGAUGAUCCAAUACCACCGCCUCCAAGACCACCCACAAGCUCCAUACCCCAAACGAAUGAGGGUUCAACUGCCGAGGUGAUCUUUAGCAAAAAGGAUGAGCUGUAGUCCUAAGUAAACAACAACAACAACAAGGGUAACAACAAACUUUAAAACAAGAAAAAAACGAAUCUCUCAAUAAAUAAACACACACUGAAGACAGGGUUAGUUAGGUGUAUAGUUAGUUAUAUUAUUUAAAAAUAAAAGGUUGUUAAGUGUACAUAUAUAGAGCCAUAAGUUUAAUUAAAAAAGUACAUAAAUUUAUUUAAAAGUAUUCAAAAUUAGUUAAAGAAGUUACAAAUUCCAAUUGCAAGACAUUAUAUGACAUAACUCUCAAAACCAAAUCAAAAAAAAAAAAAUCCAAACCAAAUUCAAUUAAGUUUACGGGGAAUAUCAGAAAAACAUGAUCAUUGCUAAUCAAAAAUGAUAGUUCUUAAUAAUUACAAAAAAACAAAAUACAAAUAACAUCCUAAAUUAAAAUUUAUACAUAAGAUAAAAAUUAUUUAGUAUUGCAUAAAAAUCAAAAGAAUGCAAGAGGCAGCUAAUUUUGUUCAAAUUUCUCAUAUAUUGCAGAUCAUUUAUUUGCCAACGGCCAAACAAAUGAAACUAAUUUUCGGUUAAAUAAGUGGAAAUUAUUUCGAAAUUGAAAAAUAAACAUUUGAAUAAAAACAAGUAAAAGCGUCCUAAGUCCGGCCGGGCCGAAUCUUAUAUACCCUCCACCAUGGAUCGCAUUUGUCGAGUUCUUUUCCCGGCAUCUUUUCUUAGGCAAAAAAAGGAUAAAAGACGAGAUUUCAAGAUCCCAGAUUGGUUUAUAUGGCAGCUAUAUCAAGCUAUGAACCGAUUUAAACCUUAUUUGGCACAGUUGUUGUCAUAAUAAAAUACUUCAUACAAAAUUUCAGCCAAAUCCGAUAGGAAUUGCGCCCUCUAGAAGCUCAAGAAGUCAAGUCCCCAGAUCGGUUUAUAUGACAGCUAUAUGAGGUUAUUGACCGAUUUGAACCAUAACUGGCACAGUUGUUGGAUAUCAUAACCAAAUACUUCGUGCAAAAUUUCAUUCCAAUCGGAUAAGAAUUCCGCCCUCUAGAGACUCAAGAAGUCAAGACCCAAGAUCAGUUUAUAUGCAGCUAUAUCAGGUUAUUUACCGAUUUUGACCGUACUUGACACAGUUAUUGAAAGUCACAACAGAACACUACGUGCAAAAUUUCAGCCAAAUCGGACAUAAAAUGUUGCUUGUUAAGGCUCAAGAAGGGAGGGACCGCGCACCCAAUGACUUCCAACAACUGUGCUAAAUUAGGUUCAAAUUGGUCAAUAACCUGAUAUAGCUGCAUAUAAAUCGAUCUUGAAUCUUGACUUUUUGAGCCACUAGAGGGCGCAAUUCUUAUCCGAUUUGACUGAAAUUUGACAUGACGUAUUUCGUUAUGACUUCCAACGACUGUGCUGAGUAUGGUUCAAAUCGAUCCCUAAUCUGAUAUAGCUACCAUAUAUACCGAUCUGGGGUCAUGAUUUCUUAAGCCCCUAGAGGGCGCAAUUCCAAUUCGAAUUGGCAAAAAUUUGGUAUUUCAUGUUUCGUUAGGACUUCCAACAACUGUGCUAAGUAUGAUUCAAAUCGGUGCAUAACCUGAUGUAGCUGCCUAGAGGGCGUAAUUCUUAAUCGAUUCGGCUGAUAUUUUGUACAGCGACUUCUCCCACGACCGUCAAGGUACAUGUCAAAUAUAGUCUAAAUCGGUCAUUAGCCUGAUACAGCUCCCAUAUGGGGAGCGAUAUAGAACCGAUAUCCUUAUUUUACUUCAUGAGCCCCUAGAAUUCUUAUUCGAAUUGGCUGAAAUUUUACACAAUGACUUCUACUUACUUUACUUUACUUACUUUAAUUGGCUAUGACAGAAUAUAUGUUCCACUAGCCGAACGUAGAAAAGCGUUUCAAGCGCCUCGAUCUUCUGCGCUCAUUCUAAAAUAUCUGACACCAAAUUUCGGGGUGUCUCCCACAACUUGAUCUCUCCAUCGGGCUUUUGGUCUUCUCGGUUUGCGUGUACCACCGUGUUUGCCUUCAAAAGACUUCUUUGCUGGAGCUUCUUCAUCCAACAGCCGUUGUAUUUUGAUGCGUGUAACUAUGCUAUCGUCGUCAUACAGCUCGUGGUUCAUAUGUCGCCUAUAUUCUCCUUUAACGCAAACUGGUCCAUAUAUUUUUCGAAGAAUCUUUCUCUCAAAUACUCCAAGCACUGCCUCAUCUGCUUUCACAAGUACCCAUGCUUCAGAACCAUAUAACAACACGGGUAGUAUCAGUGUCUUGUAUAGUGUAAUCUUCGUCUGUCGAGAGGUGGCCUUGUUUCUAAACUGCUUACUUAGUCCAAAGUAGCAAUUGUUUGCCAGUAUCAUUCUUCGCUUAAUCUCAAAACUGGUGUCAUUCGUUUCGGUUAUGGCGGUGCCGAGGUAGAUAAAGUUAGUGACUCUCUCAAAGUUGUGAUUCCCAACUUUCUCCAUUUUCUUUAUCUGCUCGGUUGUGCAAGGCUUUUUGGGAGUUGAAAGCAUCCAUUUCGUCUUAUCUCCAUUUACUGCCAAACCCAUUUUGACUGACUCUCUUUCGAUUCUUUCAAAGGCUGCAGUUACUACUUCCGGUGAUCGACCUAUGUGUUCGAGUAGCAUGUGUUCUCUUGUGAUUAGCGUGCCAUAUCUAUUCACAUCUGCAUCUCGUAUAAUCUUCUCCAGUAGAAUGUUAAAGAGAUCACACGAUACCUCGUUUGGUAUUAAAUGAUUCGGAGAGAUUCUUUCCUAUUCUUACUGAGGAACGCGUAUCAGCCAGAGUCCUCCUGCAAAGUCUUAUUGGAAUUUUGCACGGAUACCAAACUCAGACAGGACUUGAAAUACCUUUAAACGUAAAAGAGUAUCGAAGGUGGCUUUGUAGUCAACAAAGAGAUUGUAUGUGUUGAUUUGUCCUUCUCUUUUCUAGGAUUUGGCGCAGUGUGAAUAUCUGGUCUAGGGUGGAUUUACCAGGUCUAAAGCCGCAUUGAUAGCGCCCAAUUAUCUCAUUGACUUUAGGUUUUAAUCUUUCACACAGUACGCUCGAGAGUAUCUUGUAUGCGAUGGGGAGGAGACCUAUUCCUCUGUAGUAUGCGGGACAUAGUAUGCUCGGGUUCCAAUCAUAGGGUAUGCGUUCUUCUAGCCAUUCUACGCCUUAGCAGUUCAAUAGUUCAGCGGGUAACCCGUUGGCUCCUGCUGCCUUGUGGUUCUUUAGUCGGGUCACUGCUACUUGAACCUCAUUCUGACUAGGAGGUACACAUUCUAUACCAUCAUCAGGGAUUGGUUCUGCGGUAUCCUCUUCGCCAACAACAUUGGACACUAGCACUAGUUGGGUAAAAUGUUCUUUCCAUAUCCUCAGCAUGUUAUCUGUGUCAGUUACCAGGUUUCCUUCUUUGUCUCUGCAGGAGGAUGUGCCUGCACCAAAGCCAUCGGUUUUCAUGACUUCUCUAUGGUCUCCAAUAUUUAAUUCAAUUAUUUUCUGAAUCGGACCACAACCUCUUUUAUAUUAAAUUUUUUUAUUUAUUUUUAUACCCACCACCGACGGAUGGGGGUAUAUUCAUUGUAUCAUUCCGUUUGCAACACAUGGAAAUAUCCAUUUCCGACCCUAUAAAGUAUAUAUAUUCUUGAUCAGCGUAAAAAUCUAGACGAUCUAGACAUGUCCGUCCGUCUGUCUGUUGAAAUCAAGCUACAGUCUUCAAAAAUAGAGAUAUUGAGCUGAAACUUUGCACAGAUUCUUUUUUUCUCCAUAAGCAGGUUAAGUUCGAAGAUGGGCUGUAUCGGACUAUAUCUUGAUAUAGCCCCCAUAUAGACCGAUCCGCCGAUUUAGGGUCUUAGGCCAAUAAAAGCCACAUUUAUUAUCCGAUUUUGCUGAAAUUUGGGAUAGUGAGUUGUGUUAGGCCCUUCGACAUCCUCCGUCAAUUUGGCCCAGAUCUGUUAAGAUUUGGAUAUAGCUGCCAUAUAGACCGAUCCUCCGAUUUAUGGUCUUAGGCCCAUAAAAGCCACGUUUAUUAUAUGAUUUUGCUGAAAUUUGGGACAGUGAGUUGUCUUAGGCCCUUUGACAUCUUUCUUCAAUUUGGGUUAGAUCGGUUCAGAUUUGGAUAUAGCUGCCAUAUAGACCGAUCCUCCAAUUUAGGGUCUUAGGCCCAUAAAAGUCACAUUUAUUUUCCAAUCUUGCUGAAAUUUGGGACAGUGAGUUGUGUUAGACCCUUCAACGUCCUUCGUCAAUUUGACCCAGAUCAGUUCAGAUUUGGAUAUAGCUGCCAUAUAGACCGAUCCUCAGAUUUAGGGUCUUAGGCCCAUAAAAGCCACAUUUUAUAUCCGAUUUGGAUGAAAUUUGGCACAGUGAGUUGUGUUAGGCCCUUCAACAUUCUUCGUCAAUUUGGACUAGAUCGGUCCAGAUUUGGAUAUAGCUGCCAUAUAGAGCGAUCCUCCGAUUUAUGGUCUUAGGCCCAUAAAAGCCACAUUUAUUAUCCGAUUUUGCUGAAAUUUGGGACGGUGAGUUGCGUUAGGCCCUUCGACAUCCUUCGUCAAUUUGGUCCAGAUCGGUCUUAAUUUGGAUAUAGCUGCCAUAUAGACCGAUCCUCCGAUUUAUGGUCUUAGGCCCAUAAAAGCCACAUUUAUUAUCCGAUUUUGGUGAAAUUUGGGACAGUGAUUUGCCUUAGGCCCUUCGACAUCUUUCUUCUAUUUGGCCCUGAUCGGUUCAGAUUUCGAUAUAGCUGCCAUAUAGACCGAUCUCUCGAUUUAAGGUUUUGGGCUCAUGAAAACGCAUUUAUUGUCCGGAGUCGCCGAAAUUUGGGACAAUGACUUGUGUUGGGCCCUUCGAUAUUUGUCUUCAAUUUGGCUCAGAUCGGUCCAGAUUUGGAUAUAGCUGCCAUAUAGACCGAUCUCUCGGUUGAACAAUAACAUGUAUUUAUAAGCAUUUGGUCUAAAUCGGAUGAUAUCUAUAGAGCUGCUAUGGGGCAUAAGGUAUGCAUUUUUCACUGGAUUUUGACGAAAUGUGGUUCACAUAUAUACCCGAGGUGGUGGGUAUCCAAAGUUCGGCCCGGCCGAACUUAACGCCUUCUUACUUGUUUUAGAAUAUUUUUCAAAUAUUUUCAAUAUUUUUUACACUCCAAAAAUAUAAUGGCCUAUAUUUCCACCACAUUUAAAUAAAUUUUUAAGUUUCUAUACCAUUGGCCUGUAACUCCUACUACUAAUUUAGAUAAUUUAGAUAUAUAAGUGUAAAUAUUUAAAAACCGAAAAUAAAAAUAUGUGUGGUAUCAAUCAAAAUUAAAAAUUUUUAAAUUAAGCAAGCAAUGCUCAUAAUUAUAACCAACCAAUUAUGACAUUGGCAUUGUAAAUAAUAUAUAAAAAAAAAACGAGCAUUCAACAAAACCCAAGUUUUCCAAUUAAACAAAGAAGAUGAAAAACCAAACUCAAACUAACUUACAAAUGAAUUUAUUUAAAAUUUAGAUAAGCAACUAAAGAAAGGAGAGAAAAA
Stomoxys calcitrans (stable fly) is the source of this 12106-nucleotide messenger RNA. RefSeq lists its product as uncharacterized. The record is from RefSeq and is a predicted model, not a curated record. Bases 1 to 6684 code for a protein of 2227 amino acids. Lineage: Eukaryota; Metazoa; Arthropoda; Insecta; Diptera; Muscidae. Gene Ontology annotation, molecular function: catalytic activity. The transcript is spliced from 19 exons.